GAUCGCGCAAUCUUCCUCUUUCGAUAUCUGGUCUAAAUAUUGUAGAUCUACAAAAAGCCCCAUGUCUGGUUGUGUAACCAGACGUGCAACAAAAGGUUUUUGAGAGUGCGAGGAAGCGAGGUGAUUGGUUCGCAGAGUUGCAUGGGUUGAGGGGAGUGGAAUGUUAAAGGGCGGAGAACACCACGAUCACAGCACAACAAUAACACGAUACGAUUACGAUACCAACAUGGCAGAAGAAGGAAAGCGUAGGAGAGCAAGACCGUCAAAUUGGUGGGAGGUGCAAGAUAAUGAAAAUGAAAAUGGGAAUGGGGAGGUGGGAGUGAGAAGUCAAGCGACGGCAGACGCGCAAAGUCAAAGCCCAAAUAUAAAUACAGUGGGUGGAGAAAUUGCAAAGAAGAAGGCAAGACCUUGGGUUCCGGCGGGAAUGGGUGUGCCUAGUGAGAAGAAGAGAGGAAGAUCUUCUUUGGGCACGGGUUCUGGGAUCGCGAAACAAACCUGGGAGAACGAUGGCAAUAUUGAGGACGAGGCUGAAGAUGACAAUUCAAGAACGAGAAGAAUAAGAAAAAACACAAACAACACAGGAGGAAUAUUGAGUGGGCAUAGCAAUACGGAUGUUGUUGAAACGGUAACUGCGGUCAGUUCCCUGGCGCCGCAGAAGAAGAGGGGUAAACCUGCUGUGGGAGUCGUUGAUCGUGCAGAAAGUAACGGACCAUCAAACAACGCGGCGACGGGAAGCCGAACAAAGGGUGAAUCGAAGGCUUCGCAUACGGGUGUAGAGGAAAAAAAGCGCGGAAGACCUGCGAAUGGAAAUAUGGGUACUAUAAACAAUCGAGAGAAAAAGAGCAAUGGGGGUCAUAUUGAGCCCGAAAAGAGCAAGUCGUCGCGAUCACAAAAGCGCCAUCAGGCAGCGCCAGAAUCACCAGCACCAGCUCGUACAAUGAAGAAGGCUUCCAAGAAUGUCGAGGAAGCAUCCGAGAAGCAAUCGAAGCCAUCGAAGUCGAAGAAGCAUGUUAGAAUAUCAGAUGUAUCACAAACCAAUGAACCGGGGGCCGGAAGGCCAAAAUCCAAGAAAGCUGGACCUCCAGAUAGUUCCGAGCUCACAAGAAAGCGGAAGGAUCCGAAUACUGAUGAACAGCAACCACAACAACUAACUAAACGUCGCCGUGUGGAAGAUUCACAAGAUAAUCGGGCCGAGCAAGAACAGCCAGAGCCGCCUUCGUAUCAACAUCUAGCAGCUGUUACUCGGCGUGUGACACACGAAACUAUCAAGACGAAGUGGGAACCUCUACCACCGGGAUGCUUGGAUAAGAUUUCUGAUUUAUUGAUCGAUGUACAAAGACCAGUUGUCUUACAGAUUCGCGAUGAACGUAAGAAGACACAAGCCAGUACAGCGAUACAAAUGAUAAGCCGCCGACUUUUGAAUAGAAUUCGAAAGGGUAUGCCAUUUCCUAAGGGGAUAAGAACAAAUCCAGAGGAUGAUUUUGAUUUUGAGAGGAUACUGGAUUACAAUCGAGCUUUAGAGAAUAAACUCACACCGGUUUUGCAUUCAAAUGACCUUUUGGAGGCCGAAUUGAGGAAAGAGGAGAUAUUGCUUGAGAGUGAGGAGAGAUAUCUCGCGGAACUGGAGGCAAAUGCAAAGGAUGAAGCGACAAGUAGAAGACAAGCCGCUCGAAAAGCUCAUCCACUGCUUCAAUUCGAGGUUGAUAGCACUCGAAAGGUACUCAAUGAUAAUAUCGGUAUAGAUGAGAACGCAGCUACUUCCUCAAUAACUCUCAACGCCUCGAAAUAUCACGAUCUUGAAGGCAUUGUUAAGAGUAUAGAUGGUCACGUGGACAGUAUUAAGGGCAAUCUACAACAGAUUGAAGGUAUCACCGAUGCUAUGGCUAAAAGUAAAGCUUCUGUACAAGCUGCUCUAUUCAGUCAUCUCGAUCUCGAUCAGUACAAUGACGUUGUUUUGGGUUAAAGACAUAAAAACGGUUAUUGGUGCAAGACACAACGGUUUCGGUGGAAGGAAAGUGGGAUUACAUGUUUAAGUUUGGGAGGAACAUUCCACAGGAAUAUUUUUGUGUUGUGUGGCUAUUGAUUUUAUAGUUAUUGUAUUAGAUACCCAAAAUUCGCUCCUUCAUCGUUGAUAUGUAUGUAGUUAUAAUGAUCUACAAUUCAUUUGUUCUUUGUACCAAAGUAUCUUUUAGACC
Molecule: messenger RNA, 2195 nt
Organism: Botrytis deweyae
Lineage: Eukaryota; Fungi; Ascomycota; Leotiomycetes; Helotiales; Sclerotiniaceae
Exons: 2
Coding region: 161-1963 (600 amino acids)
Source: RefSeq, a predicted model, not a curated record